Helobdella robusta is the source of this 1296-nucleotide messenger RNA. RefSeq lists its product as hypothetical. NCBI's taxonomy places the organism in Eukaryota, Metazoa, Annelida, Clitellata, Rhynchobdellida, Glossiphoniidae. Gene Ontology annotation, molecular function: nucleoside:sodium symporter activity. Gene Ontology annotation, cellular component: membrane. The transcript has 9 exons. Gene Ontology annotation, biological process: nucleoside transmembrane transport. The record is from RefSeq and is a predicted model, not a curated record. The coding region runs from base 1 to 1296 and encodes 431 amino acids.
AUGGCGAUAGUGGUUACGAUGUUGAGUCUGAUUCUUGAACAGUUGCAUUUUUUGUUCUAUCUUUUUAUAACGGAGAAAGUAAAAUGGCGUCCCGUGAUUUGGGGACUUGGCCUGCAACUGACGUUGGCGGUUCUCAUUCUCAGGUGGACUCCUGGGUUCAACUUCUUCAAAUACCUAGGAGAUCAAGUCCGAGCGUUUCUUGAAUUUGCCGAUUUCGGAUCGAAAUUUGUUUUUGGAGAGAAAGGAAUUGAAGACCAUCCGAUGGCUUUCCAGGUGUUUCCAAUUGUUAUCUACUUCAGUGCAGUCAUCAACAUUUUUUACUAUUGGGGUGUGAUGCAGUUUGUCGUCUGCAAAAUAGCCUGGCUCAUGCAGUUCACCAUGGGCACCACUGCCAUUGAAUCACUGAAUGCCGCCUGCAACAUUUUCAUAGGGAUGGCCGAAUCGUGCGUGAUAAUGAGACCCUUCCUAUACAAACUUACCAGAUCUGAACUGCAUGCCGUUAUGACGGGAGGGUUCGCCACCGUGGCUGGUUCCUACAUUGCACUUCUCGUGCAAGCCCCUCCAGAGCAUCUGGUGUCAGCCGCAAUCAUGUCAGCUCCCGCUGCUCUCGCCAUGGCAAAACUCAGUUACCCGGAAGUUGAAGUUUCUCGCACAAAGACGGAAGGCGACGUGCAGAUGGAAAAAGCAACGGAAAGAAAUAUUAUACAAGCAGCAUCGAACGGAGCAAUCAGCGCAAUCAAAGUUGUGGCGUCUGUGGCCACGAACUUGAUUGCUAUCAUCGGUCUCAUUGAAUUCCUCAAUACCGUUUUGAAAUAUCUUGGAUCGCUGGUUGGAGUGGAAGGAUUUUCAUUCGAAGCAAUUUGUGCAGUGAUCUUUUGGCCCUUAGCUGUAAUAAUGGGAGUUGAAAUCGAAGAUGCUGGGAAAGUUGGCAGUCUCUUGGGUACGAAAGUUUUCGUAGACGAAUACAUUUCGUUCAACGCACUUGUCAAGAUGACAAAAAAUAAUGAAAUAAAGGAUCGGUCGAAAGUGCUGGCUACAUACGCUUGUUGUGGUUUCGGCAGUGUGGCAGCCAUGGGAAUGUACAUAGGAGCCCUAACAACCGUGGCACCGAAAAGAAAGGACGACAUCUCUGAAGUCGCUUUUCGGGCCAUGCUCAAUGGAAACAUUGCAGGCUUUCUAACAGCUUGCAUUGCAGGCAUCCUGUACGACACAAACUCAUUUAAAUCCUUCAUGAUAAACCCACCUGGAUCCAACGUUAAUGAAACAAUUUUCAACCUCACCGCCCUUUCUUCGUAA